This is a messenger RNA of Carlito syrichta (Philippine tarsier), 347 nucleotides long. Its product is annotated as zinc finger protein 480-like. NCBI's taxonomy places the organism in Eukaryota, Metazoa, Chordata, Mammalia, Primates, Tarsiidae. The annotation marks the transcript as partial. The record is from RefSeq and is a predicted model, not a curated record. The transcript has 4 exons. Gene Ontology annotation, biological process: regulation of DNA-templated transcription.
CCCGGAAGUGAGUCAAGCUGGGUGACAAACAGGCUCCGGGUUGACUUCUCAAGACCGAUCUUACCCGAGGAAGAAGCCCAGGGGAAGAGGAAAGAAAGGGGAGUCAGAAAUGGCUCUUGCCCAGGUGCUGUUGACAUUUGAAGAUGUGGCCAUCAAAUUCUCUCAGGAGGAGUGGGAAUGCCUGGACCCUGCUCAGAGGGCCUUGUACAGGGACGUGAUGUUGGAGAACUACAGAAACUUAGACGCCCUGGGAAUCUCUGUUUCUGACUGGAAUAUCAUCUCUCUUUUGGAACAAGAGAAAGAGCCCAAGAAUGUGGAGGGUGAGGUGAAAAUAGCAAAAAAUUCAG